Messenger RNA from Leptopilina boulardi, 1784 nucleotides. It is a transcript of the gene DhpD, whose product is annotated as guanine deaminase. NCBI's taxonomy places the organism in Eukaryota, Metazoa, Arthropoda, Insecta, Hymenoptera, Figitidae. The transcript is spliced from 9 exons. Bases 170 to 1459 code for a protein of 429 amino acids. Gene Ontology annotation, biological process: guanine catabolic process. Gene Ontology annotation, molecular function: zinc ion binding; guanine deaminase activity. Gene Ontology annotation, cellular component: cytosol. The record is from RefSeq and is a predicted model, not a curated record.
GAAUUAUAUUUAAUUCAAAAAACAACGGUUACGCAUGAGUUCUACUGACCAACGUAUUCAAUUCCUCAUCAGUAAAUACGGGUUUUUCCGGUUCAAGAGGUUCCUUAUCUUCUGACUCGGGAGUUUCUAUAACACAACAAAUUAUAAUUUCAAGGAUUUCUAUUUAAAGAUGAAACAACAAACAUUCGUGGGACCAAUAAUUCAUUCGAAUAAAAAUGAAGAUUUAAUUAUACUUGAUGAAGCUGCUGUAAUAAUUCAAGAUGGAAUUAUUAGCAGCGUUCUUCCAAAUCCAAAACUUGAAGAUUUAACAAUUGAACCAAUUAUACGUUUGAAACCAGGACAAUUUUUAAUUCCCGGUUUCGUUGAUUGUCAUUUUCAUGCCGUUCAGUUGCCAAAUCUUGGUCUUGGCUAUGAUUCACCUCUGUUAGAUUGGCUCGAAAAAUAUACAUUUCCAUUGGAAAGAAAAUUUGUCAAUAAUGAAUUUGCUGAUGAAGUAUUGGACGCAGUUGUGAAACGAACUCUUACUAUGGGAACAACAACAGUUUGUUAUUUUGCUUCACUUUAUAAAGAGGCUUCUUUAAUUCUUGCACAAAAAGCUGUAAAAUAUGGUCAACGUGCUUUUAUUGGAAAAUUAAAUAUGAAUGUCCCUCGUAAUGAUGGCUAUUGCGAAACAACAAAAGAUUCUAUUGCCGAUACAAUUAAAUUUAUUUCUGAUGUUGAAAAAUUAAAAAAUCCGCUCGUGAAACCAAUAUUAACUCCUAGAUUUGCAUUGAGCUGUGAUAUGGAUCUCAUGAAAAAAUUAGGGAAAUUAGCAAACGAUAUGAAUCUUCCUAUACAGACACAUAUUUCUGAAAACAUGGAUGAAGUAAAAGCAGUCAACGAAGUUUUUAAUGAAUAUUUAUCGUAUGCAAAAGUUUACGAUGCUGCGGGUCUUCUUACAAAGAAGACUAUUUUAGCACAUGGAAUUUAUUUAACAGAUAGUGAGCUUAAUAUUAUAAAAGAAAGGGAAUCUUCUGUUAUUCAUUGUCCUUCUUCAAAUGCUUGUUUAAAAAGUGGCAUUUGCGAUGUUCGAAAAUUAAAAGCAAAGGGCAUUAAAAUUGGACUUGGAACAGAUGUUGGAGGAGGACAAAGUCCAUCGAUAUUAGACUCGAUGAGAGCUGCGCUUACAGCAACAAAUAAUCUCUCAUUUAUAAAAUUAAAUUAUAAUUCUUUGGAUUAUAAAGAUGUGUUUUAUUUAGCAACACUUGGCGGUGCAACAUGUCUUUCAUUAGAUGAAAAAAUUGGAAAUUUUGAAGCUGGAAAACAAUUCGAUGCUUUGGUAAUUGAUUUAAAUAGUCCAGAUAGUCCUUUGGAUAAUUUAAUUAAUUGUACACUUGUUGAGAAACUACAACGAUUUAUUUAUUCGGGUGAUGAUCGAAAUAUAGUACAAGUUUAUAUUUGCGGUCGUAAAGUAAAAUAAAAAUCAGCAAAUACCUGAAUAUUUCCGAGUCAAUCCAUUAUAUUUCGACUGAAGUCGUCGCUGACUAAUUUUUAAAAAUUAUAAUACUUUGCAGGAAUGAUUUUGAAGUUAUCAAGAUCACGAAAUGAAAAGAAUUUUAUUAAAAUUUUAAUUAUUUAUUGCAAAAUAUAAAUUUAAAGUUUAUGAGGUGCUGAAAACUGUCAAUUUUUUAGCCAUUGGAAAAUAUGCAAAAAAAAACAGAAUUUACCAUAAAAAUAAAAAAAAAUUGUUGUAAUUUACUAAGAAUGAAUAAAUUUAUCAUUAUCAAUUGAUACAAUUAUUUAAA